ACAAAGAAAAAAAUAAAGAAGAAGAAGAAGGAAGGAAGGAAGGAAGGAAGGAAAAUAACAAAAUAUCUGCAAUGGCCAGUGAAACAAGUAAGGAAGCAUUGCCAAUUAGAGACUUACUUCUACAGGCACUUGAUGAUCUUGUAAGCGUAAACUCACUCUUUACCGUAGCUGUAUUUUUAGGACUUGCUUUUGCAUCUCCAGAUCAACAUAGCCUCGAAACUCACCGACCCCAUUGCGACCCAGACGAGAAAAUGGGGAAACGACUUGUCGUAUGUGAAGUAGUGUCGUUUUCCAGCUUCCUCCUGUCAAGUCUUGUAGCCAAAUCAAUGAAAGUUUAUAUCAACAUUUUUUAUUCUUAUAAAUCCGAGUCUACAAGUAGCGACACUAAUUUACCUCAAUCUUCAUCGAAUGCUGCUGCUACUAGCAUAACUCAAAAUUUCAGAUCAGAUCCUCAGUCUUCAUCGCUUAAUGCUGAUGCAGCUGAUCCUUUAAAAGAAGGUAGAGUAUUUCACCCCAUCAAAGGAUUAAUGUUUGCUUUAUCAAUGCUGGCCUCGAUCUUUGGAGUGUUGUUUUUGACAAUUUCAAUGGCUUAUGUUGUUGAAAUAAAGAUUGGAAGGCUGUCUUGCGGUAUUACAGAGACUCAAGCUGCAAUAAUGGCAUUGACAGUACUUGUGCCGUUUGGUUUGUUAACAUAUUUGGUUUCCAUGUCGCUUGCAGUUUUCUAUUCUCUCACGGCAUAGGUUUGUUUUAACUUGUCCAAAUUUCUUAUAACAGAAAAAGAAAAGCAAAUAAAGAAUGAAGGAAUAGGCUUUUUUUUUUUCUUUUUUUUUUUUGUGGUGCGUGAGAUGUAUUCUUAAGUAUUGGACUUUAUUUGACAUUGGUUAAUUGUUUAUUUCUCUUU
Messenger RNA from Jatropha curcas, 901 nucleotides. RefSeq lists its product as uncharacterized. NCBI's taxonomy places the organism in Eukaryota, Viridiplantae, Streptophyta, Magnoliopsida, Malpighiales, Euphorbiaceae. The record is from RefSeq and is a predicted model, not a curated record.